AAAAACGACUUUAUGAAUUUAGAAUCUCUCACGUUAAUCGAAAUAAUGAUAUUGAUCCAAUAAUGGAAUCUUUAUAUUCUUAUCAAAGAAAUUAUUUAAUCAAACUUUCUUUCACAUUUGUUAAAUUUACUGAAGAUUCUUUAAAUACUCUUGUUAAAUUAGAAAGGUUAAAGGAUCUUACAUUAAUCUUUUGUAAGAAUAUUACAAAUAAUAUUUUAAAUCAGGAUUUGAGAUUAGAAAGAUUACAAAUAUCAUGUGUACCAUCAUUUUAUAAUAUGUUGUUGGAUAUAUUGAAUGUUUGUGGAGGAACAUUAAAAGUAUUAGAUCUUAAUAUUCAUUUUAAACCUUUUCAAAAGAAAAUAAUCGCAUUGUGUCCAAAUAUUAUCGAAUUAAAUAUUGAUUCAACAUUUUAAUAUAUUUAUUUAACUGCGGUCAAAGGUUGAACUGCGGUGAAUGCGAUCAAUAUUGAAAUAAAUAAUUAGCAAAUGUUUAUAUAAAAAAUGUUACAUUUUAGUUGUUUGUUACAUUGGGCCGAAAUCAGAGGGCGUUAUGGAGUUUUUU
Messenger RNA from Rhizophagus irregularis DAOM 181602=DAOM 197198, 561 nucleotides. NCBI's taxonomy places the organism in Eukaryota, Fungi, Glomeromycota, Glomeromycetes, Glomerales, Glomeraceae. The record is from RefSeq and is a predicted model, not a curated record.